AUGGAUGGCAUGAACGCGGUCUAUGCCCAGGACGAAUAUGGGCGUCCUUUUAUCAUCCUUAGAGAGCAGCAGAAAAAGUCAAGACUCAGUGGCAUCGAGGCUCAGAAGUCGCACAUUCUUGCUGCCAAGACUGUUGCCAACAUCAUCAAGACUUCGCUCGGACCUCGUGGUCUCGACAAGAUCUUGAUCUCCCCUGACGGUGAGAUUACCGUUACCAACGAUGGUGCCACCAUCCUCGACCAGAUGGAUGUCCAGCACCAGAUCGCCAAGCUCUUGGUUCAGUUGUCAAAGUCGCAGGAUGAUGAGAUCGGAGACGGUACCACCGGUGUUGUUGUUAUGGCUGGUGCUUUGCUCGAGCAGGCUGAGCACUUGUUGGAUCGUGGCAUUCACCCUAUUCGUAUUGCUGAUGGAUUCGAGCGUGCUUGCAAUGUUGCUGUCGCCCACUUGGACACCAUUUCCGACGUUGUCGAGUUUUCCAGGGAAAACACCGAGAACCUUUACAAGACUGCCAAGACCAGUUUGGGAAGCAAGAUUGUCUCCAAGUGCCACGACCAGUAUGCCAGGAUCGCUGUCGACGCUGUUCUUCAGGUUGCAGAUUUGGAGCGCAAGGAUGUUGACUUUGAGUUGAUCAAGGUGGAUGGCAAGGUCGGAGGAUCGUUGGCUGACACUGUUUUGGUCAAGGGAGUUGUCAUCGACAAGGACUUUUCUCACCCUCAGAUGCCCCGUGAGGUCAAGGAUGCCAAGAUUGCCAUUUUGACCUGCGCCUUUGAGCCCCCAAAGCCCAAGACCAAGCACAAGUUGGAUAUUACCUCGGUUGAGGAGUACAAGAAGUUGCAGUCGUACGAGAAGGAGAAGUUCGAGCAGAUGAUCAAGCAGGUCAAGGAUACUGGUGCCAACUUGGUUAUUUGCCAAUGGGGAUUUGAUGACGAGGCCAACCAUUUGUUGAUGCAGAAUAAGCUUCCUUCCGUUCGCUGGGUCGGAGGUCCCGAGAUUGAGUUGAUUGCCAUUGCCACUAACGGACGCAUUGUUCCUCGUUUCGAGGACCUUGCCGCCUCCAAGCUCGGACAUGCAGGAAUCAUUCGUGAGUUGAGCUUUGGAACCACCAAGGAUCGCAUGUUGGUCAUUGAGGAGUGCGCCAACACCCGUGCCGUCACUGUGUUUGUCCGUGGAGGCAACAAGAUGAUUAUCGAUGAGGCCAAGCGCUCGCUUCACGAUGCUAUUUGCGUCGUCCGUAACUUGGUCAAGGAUAACCGUGUCGUCUAUGGUGGUGGAGCUGCCGAGAUUGCCUGCGCGCUCGCUGUUUCGAAGGCUGCCGAUGAGAUCUCGAGUGUUCACCAGUAUGCCAUGCGCGCCUUUGCCGAGGCUCUUGAGGCAAUCCCUCUUGCGUUGGCCGAGAACUCUGGUCUGCCCCCAAUUGAGACGUUGGCUGAGGUCAAGUCUCGCCAGGUGACGGAGAACAACAGCCGACUUGGAGUUGAUUGUUUGUACAAGGGUACGAACGACAUGAAGGAGCAGUUUGUGUACGAUCCCCUGAUCUCGAAGAGACAGCAGAUCCUGUUGGCAACACAGCUCGUCAAGCACAUCCUCAAAAUUGACGAUCUGAUCACAAGCCACGUCGAGUAA
This is a messenger RNA of Linnemannia hyalina, 1623 nucleotides long. NCBI's taxonomy places the organism in Eukaryota, Fungi, Mortierellomycota, Mortierellomycetes, Mortierellales, Mortierellaceae. The record is from the annotation of a GenBank genome assembly.